Molecule: messenger RNA, 546 nt
Organism: Cylicostephanus goldi
Lineage: Eukaryota; Metazoa; Nematoda; Chromadorea; Rhabditida; Strongylidae
Source: the annotation of a GenBank genome assembly
AUGACUGCUGGAUCAAGCAAAUCUGGUUUUGCGGUCGAACGAAAGCUGCGAAAGCGAAAAAACCAGAUUAGCCAUGCGAAAGCGUGCUACUAUAUGGGUGCUACUCUUCAGUAUGCCAUUGGCGGAACGUUUAUCGCCACUGCUCUGAUAAUGGGCGUUGCUUGUAUGAUCGUCUUCGACGUGAUUAGCGACAUCAACAAUUUUCAGAGUGAAAUCGAAGACGAGCUCGACCGGUUCAGAAAUCUAGCCGACGAUGCUUGGAAGACAAUGAUGCAAAGCCGAAACACGGUUGACUCAGUCUUGAGGCUCAAACGAGCUUAUCGCUUAGAAGGCACAGCUGCGUAUGCAGGUAGUAGCGGAGGAUGGGCAGGAAGUGGCGGCGGCGGUGGCGGAUGUCAGUGUGCUGCUCAAGCCAGUGGCUGCCCUCGCGGUCCUCCAGGACCACCUGGACUUCCUGGGCAUCCUGGAGAAGAUGGUAUACCAGGACUGUCCGGAGGAGCAGGACAAAGUGGGCAUGCGGCAGCUAUGGGUCAUGCAGCGGGUUGU